AUGAAGUGGCAGGAAGUGGUGACGGGUGGCAACAAGGGUGUGGGCUUUCAUGUGGCUCAGCAGCUGCAGGAGGCGGGGCUGCGGGUGGUGCUUGGCUGCCGAAAUCGGACGCUGGCCGAAGAAGCUGCGGCCAGGCUCGGCUGCGAGUACGAAAUCUUGGAUUUGGGAUCUGAAGCGUCCAUCGAAGCCUUUGCAAAGCAGAUGGAGAAGAAAUACAAACGUUUGGAUGUGCUGGUCAACAACGCAGCCAUUGCCUUCAAGGCAGCAGAUCCGACGCCUUUCAAAGAGCAAGCGUUGCCAACGUGUGCGACAGAGAUGGGAGAGGAAAAGGCAACGACGUGGGGUAGAGAUGGUACAGACUUCCUCGUCCGACCUAUGAAUGGACUUGGAAUGGCCAAGACUUGA
Molecule: messenger RNA, 405 nt
Organism: Durusdinium trenchii
Lineage: Eukaryota; Dinophyceae; Suessiales; Symbiodiniaceae
Source: the annotation of a GenBank genome assembly